This is a messenger RNA of Suillus fuscotomentosus, 1035 nucleotides long. RefSeq lists its product as uncharacterized. Lineage: Eukaryota; Fungi; Basidiomycota; Agaricomycetes; Boletales; Suillaceae. Bases 121 to 804 code for a protein of 227 amino acids. The record is from RefSeq and is a predicted model, not a curated record. The transcript is spliced from 4 exons.
GAAUGAUGCUGACGAUCGUUCAGUCAAGACGAAGAGAGCGAAGGGCCCCCGAGAAAGAAGUCCCGAACGACAGAGGGUCCUCCUGCUGCUGGUCCCUCAAGACAGGUCAUAGACUCAGCUAUGGACACAAGUUUUGAUUACCCCAUCAUCCAGGAAGAUCCCCCCAAAUCCAUUCUGAUCCUAGCAGCCGUUACUCCGGUAAAAGCAGUCGGAAAUGCCUCUGGCAUAGCGCUUCAAAAUCUAGCAGGAAAGUCGCCAAGCCUUUCACCGUUGCUACUGGAAAGUCCCAAGGGGCACCUAGCUGUGGAUGAUAACUCCAGUGACUCAGGUGGUUCCUACUUGUCUUACGAAAGUCCUAGUCAGCAGGGAUGUGACAAAUUCCCCGUCAGCCCACGUACAGGAAUGCCUCCUCCAGAGGAACCACGCAUGCUCAGCCGCGCUGUGAAAAUCAUGAGGCAGAUCACGGCCGACGAUCAACGUGUUCUUGCCCAGGCCACUGCUCUCCGGCGGAGAGCGGCGGGGCUGAAAGAACAGGCGAAGAAUGUCCGGGACGUUAUACGCGCUGAGCGGGGGCGCCGUGAGAGAUUGGAGGCAUACUUCACGUACUGGAGGGAGAUCGCGCCCAGAUGGCCAAAAGAUUGGAUAUACGAAAAAGGCGAGGAGGAUCAGAUCCGAACAGAGCGAGUAUUUAAGGCUAUGACACCAACGCUACUGUCAACAGGACCAACAGGACCACCCACCUUGUCUUUCGACGGAAGAGACGCACCGGACUCGCAUAGGCAGCCACAACAGGAAGCUAAUUGACAGGGGAAUGGGACAACUCCCCUUCUUGCAGAAGACACGCAAGAAGGUAAGCAUUCCAAUCACCUGCCUUCGCCACCGCAGUUGGCCACCAAAGGAAGAGUGGCAAAACGAAAACAUCACGCUUAAAAUGUUCACGAGUCGUACCUUGAGAGAUAAUAUUUUACCAUCAGUCAUAAUACACCCCGUUCUGACUCGGAUCACUCACAUUUACUAUACUUCGCCAUCAGGAAU